AUGGAUUCCCUCAAGCACGGUCUUGUGAGUGCAGGGAAGCUCGGAUACAAGGGCACCAAAAGUGUAGCGAAGUCUGGUUACAAUUACAGCAAGAGCCACUACAACAAAGGAUCGGACGUAAAGGGGAAACAUUCCAAGUCGAGGGAAGAAGGUGAGGACGAUGACGAGCCACCUCACCGCAUUCCAAUGAACAACAACGUGGAUCCAGGGAGGUUUGUACCACCACCGGUGCAUGGGAAUCCAGGUGCACCGGGGCAACCGGCUCCUAACAGUCACUCGCAGGGAUACUACAACCAACAAGGGCAAAACAGUGCCCCCUAUGGGCAGGGACAACAGCAACACCCACAACAGAAUGGGUACUACAAUAGCCAGUACCCGCAGCAAGGAGGUAUUCAACCUGCCGUCGGGCCUCCUCAGAAUUCAGGUUUUAACGCUACCGCUGCUGAUAACUACUACGGGCGGGCACCGAAUCAACAGCAAAGUCCCCAACCUGCAACCCCGUAUGGCCAGGUUCCGCCGCAGAACUUUCAACCUGCAACUCCAUAUGGACAGCCUCCACAACAGAUGCAACAGACACAGGGGAUGUAUCCACAGUCAAUGGGACAAUCGCAGAGCCAGUACGGCCAACCUCCAGGGGCAACCAACUAUGGCUCCCAACAGAGCACACCACCGGCGAAUAGACCAUCAUAUAACAAUGCAUACCCUUCAGCUCCUACACAAAUUCCAGUACCACAGCAACCGGCGUACCCACAACAGAGCAGUAGCCACUCAGUGCCCACUGCAAACCAGUACGGAUCUGCUCAAACACCUCCUCCAAACCAGUAUGGUUCUGCUCAAGCACCUCCUCCAAACCAGUAUGGUUCUGCUCAAGCAACUCCUCCAAACCAGUAUGGAUCUGCACCAGCAACUUCUCCAAACCAGUACGGAUCUGCACCAGUACCCCCUCCAAACCAAUUCCGCGCUGCACCAUCUACACCCGGGGGCCAGUACCAAGCUCCACCAAUUCCAGCGAAUCAAUACAAUCCUGCGCCUAUACCACAUACAAUGAAUAACCCAAUGGGGAACGCUCCUCAAAAUCAACCUGGACCUGGACAACCUGCUGCGCAACAACAAACUCCCCAAUUCCAAGUCAACACAAACAUCGAUUUGAGUUCGUUGCCGCCACCUCCUGUGCAUAACCAAAGGAACAAAAUAGUGAAGACGAUGAACUCUGAACCAGCAGCUGGGGUGGAUGUAGGGAGAGCAGAAGAUGGAUCAAAUCAUACAAUGCCCGGCCAUCAAGAAAGAGCAUCUCCCCAGCCUAGUUUACCGGCCAGGAACAACAGGAGUGGUUCGGCAGAGAACGCAACACCUCCACCGGCAUUGCCAUCCAGAAGCAGAGGAGAAAGUACGAUGCCAGCGGUUUCUCCUCGCGUACCUGUGAAUUCAGAACCUCGUUUCGAAGCCGCUACAGAACGGCACACAGACUUCAACCAGCAAGGGAACAACUUCGAACCUACGAGUGGUACAACUAAUGUGAUCCAGCCUCCAGUGUUACCAGAAAGAAACUUGGAUUACCUUGGCAAAGACUGUGCUGCCGUUUCAGCGAGUACACACUCAUCAUCUGAUGUUCAACCAGAUACUCCCCGAGCACAACAACCGGUGCCAAGCGAGCCUGUCCAGUCUCCCGCGGGUGCGCCUGUGAUGGGGUUUGGUGAUAUCUCUGAACAACUGGCGCAAGUUACUUUACACAAAGUGUCUGAUUCUUCAAGGACAGGUGUACCACCACCACCACCACCAACACAACAUGGACAGUCCAGCCCCCGGUUGAAUGAACGCAGUGCGUCUCCUGUAUCGAACUACUCAAAUUUUGCGAAGAAGGUACCUCCCAAGGUGCCCGUCAAGAAGGAUUCAUUGAAGAAGAAGGCGCCUCCGGUGCCCGUUAAGAAACCAGUUUUGCACAAACCUUUGACCCCUCCUGUCCGUGAAUCUGGCACUGCCGGUGCUGCACCUGACGCAGAUCAACUGGAGGAAAAUCUGAGCCCGCUGGAGAGGUACAAGAGGAACGCAAUGAAGAAGUAA
Molecule: messenger RNA, 2061 nt
Organism: Huiozyma naganishii CBS 8797
Lineage: Eukaryota; Fungi; Ascomycota; Saccharomycetes; Saccharomycetales; Saccharomycetaceae
Exons: 1
Coding region: 1-2061 (686 amino acids)
Biological process (GO): barbed-end actin filament capping
Cellular component (GO): actin cortical patch
Source: RefSeq, a predicted model, not a curated record